AUGCACUCCCGUGCCAGUUUAUUCUGCCCGGUCGACAACACCGCACGCCUCUUCAACCACCACCAAACCAGCAAGGCCACGACUAUCAUUAGUAUAAUUCCCACAACGGUCGGCCUGGUUAUUAUAGCAACCAAAUUCUCUCUCCAGCCCGAAUUCGGCAUAACUAUCCUAACUAACUCCGACUUCAACCAGCGAUACCUCAAGCACCGACACACACCACCACCAGCGCCGUGCAUGCAUGGGGGCCGUCCACACAGUUCACCAGCACCAAUGAUAAAUGUACAGUUAGUCUCAGACCGUCACUCUAUCACCACAGCCACUGUACUUGUUUCACUUAAUCUUUGGGCUCGGGCUGAACCGCCCCACAUUGAUCGCAGUUUUAGUGGUAAUUCCUCAUUAACACUAGGUGCUUUUUCAGCCCGCAAUUUACUCUGCAAUUGUGCUAACGGAAUUUCAUCUUCUUCCCAUUCACUCAGUUCUUCUUCUUCCCUAAGUUUAGUUUCAAUCCCUGCUUCCCCAGAAUGUCCCGCUGGGGUCCGAUAUACCUUCCUCGGCCUUCGAAGGGCUUCGUUUUUCAGUCCAGUAUCGACAAGGGCCUUCACUUUCUUGUCUCCCAGCAACACAUUACAGGUGAAGUCUGGCCAUUCCUUCAGCAAACGGUAUACCUGUUCCUUUCUCCUUCCCGUAUUUUUUCUCCCUUCCUCCCGCUUUCACGACAACCGAGACGUUUGUUCCGUACGGUGUGAUCCAUCUGUCUCCUGUGAGGACAAGUUCGUCACAGGUAACCCGCAUCUCCAACACCUUCGCUCCUUACAACUGGCCGAAAAGUGCCCGACCACACCACAUAUCCAGCAUCUCAGAGUUCUUACUUGUACUGAGGCCACCCCGCCUCUUACUUUUUCACGGGUGACCCAUCGGCGUUUUCCGGAACCUUUUCCUUCUCGGUAG
This is a messenger RNA of Acanthosepion pharaonis, 948 nucleotides long. The record is from the annotation of a GenBank genome assembly. NCBI's taxonomy places the organism in Eukaryota, Metazoa, Mollusca, Cephalopoda, Sepiida, Sepiidae.